AGCCGGCAGUGCGGCAUGGCACAGCGUCAGCAGACAGCACCGAGGCUGCACUGCAUAUAUGAUAGGAGUAGUAUAUAUCGCACGCCGCCACGGCCACGCCGUUGUAUUCAGCGGCCAUCCUCCUCCUCCUCAGUCCUCCCGCUGCACUGGGAGAGCCACACGUACAUACGGGAUCACCGGCAGUCGAGUGCGCACUGCUCACUUGCUCAGUGGUUGGAAACAGAAGCCGCCCCCUCUCGGCUCUCGCUCCUCUACUACCCUACUAUGGAGUCAGUUGCCGUCGUGGCCAUCCCGUUCCCGGCGCAGGGCCACCUGAACCAGCUGCUGCACCUGUCCCUGCAGCUCGCCGCGCGCGGGCUGCCCGUGCACUACGCGGCGCCCGCGGAGCACGUCCGCCAGGCCCGCGCGCGCGUGCACGGCUGGGGCGACGACGCGCUCCGCCGCAUCGACUUCCACGAGCUCGCCAUCUCCGACUACGCCUCCCCGCCGCCCGACCCCGCCGCGAGCUCGCCCUACCCUUCCCACCUCAUGCCCCUGUUCGAGGCGUUCAUCGCCGACGCGCCCGCGCCGGUCGCGGCGCUCCUCCGCGGGCUCUCCGCGUCCCACCGCCGCGUCGUCGUCCUGUACGACGUCAUCAACGCCUUCGCCGCCGAGGAGGCCGCGCGCCUGCCCAACGGCGAGGGGUUCGCGUUCCACUGCACCGCCGCGUCGUCCAUGGUCCCGCACAUGGACGGUGGCGCCCGGCUCCUGCGCGACGUGCACGGCCUCGACGACCAACCCGUCCACGCCUUCGUGACGGAGGAGUUCCUCGAGUUCAUCGGCAAGCGCGCGAGGUCCGCGCAGACGAUCCCGUCCAGCGCCGGCGUCGUCAUGAACACGUCCCGCGCGCUCGAGGGUGAGUUCAUCGACUUCGUCACCCAGCAGCUGGCGGCCGCCGGCGGCAAGAAGGUCUUCUCUAUCGGUCCGUUAAAUCCGAUGCUGGGCCCGAGCGCGGACGAGCUUGGCGCGACGCGGCACGAGUGCCUCGGUUGGCUCGACAAGCAGCCGGCCGCGUCCGUACUCUACGUUUCGUUCGGCUCGAUGUCGUCGCUGCGCGGCGAGCAGAUCAAGGAGCUCGCCGCGGCGCUGCGCGGCAGCAACCAGCGUUUCAUCUGGGUCCUGCGCGACGCCGACCGCGGCAACGUAUUCGGGGACUCCGACGACGACGAGAGCCGGCACGCCAGGUUCCUGCGCGAGUUCACCAGAGAAACGGAGGGAACAGGGCUGGUGAUCACCGGGUGGGCGCCGCAGCUGGAGAUACUGGCGCACGGCGCCACGGCGGCGUUCCUGAGCCACUGCGGCUGGAACUCGACCGUGGAGAGCCUGAGCCACGGGAAGCCCAUCCUGGCGUGGCCCAUGCACUCCGACCAGCCGUGGGACGCCGAGCUGGUGUGCAAGUACCUCAAGGCAGGCUACCUGGUGAGGCCAUGCGAGAAGCACGCCGAGGUGAUACCGGCGGCAGCCAUACAGGCGGUGAUCGAGAGGUUGAUGGUCUCUGACGACGGGCUACCAGUGCGGCAGCGUGCGACGGCGAUCGGCGAGGCCGUCCGUGCGUCCGCGGCUGAUGGCGGGUCAUCCAGCAAGGACCUCGAAAACUUCAUCGCUCACAUUGUACGGUGAGCUAAAGAAAGCAGGAUUAGAAAACGACCCAAUCAAGUGUUUGUUUCCGUUUGUGUUUUUCUUUCUUCAACCAAAAGGACGAAAGUCGAGUGAUUUCUA
Messenger RNA from Sorghum bicolor (sorghum), 1758 nucleotides. RefSeq names its product putative cis-zeatin O-glucosyltransferase. The transcript has a single exon. Lineage: Eukaryota; Viridiplantae; Streptophyta; Magnoliopsida; Poales; Poaceae. Gene Ontology annotation, molecular function: UDP-glycosyltransferase activity. The coding region runs from base 16 to 1659 and encodes 547 amino acids. The record is from RefSeq and is a predicted model, not a curated record.